Molecule: messenger RNA, 1498 nt
Organism: Aspergillus ochraceoroseus IBT 24754
Lineage: Eukaryota; Fungi; Ascomycota; Eurotiomycetes; Eurotiales; Aspergillaceae
Product: CRAL-TRIO domain-containing protein
Exons: 4
Coding region: 81-1493 (470 amino acids)
Source: RefSeq, a predicted model, not a curated record
UCUUCAUUUUGGGUUCUAUUUGCGUUCUCUUCUAUUCCUACUCUCCCUUGAUCUCCACAUACCUGGAGUAUUUAUCCAUUAUGGCUACUGCAGGAAACAUCCCCCCUGGCUGGCUGGGAAACCUCUCGGAGGAUCAGGAAGCCAAACUGCGGCAAUUAUGGGGUAUUCUCUUGCUGCUGAAUGCUGUCUCUUUCGAGACGGAGCAAUCCACCGAGACCAAGAUCGGGGAGGCGGCCGACAGGCUGUCGCUCAAGCGCACCGAGACUACAGUCUCUGCCAGCAGCGUGAGCACCUUCACCCCCCAAGUGUCCCAGGCUCUCAAGAAUAUCGGCAUGAGCGCAUCCGAAAUCAGGUCCAUCAAGGAGAUCCUGCACAACACCACCGUGGACGAUCUGCGACUGUGCCUCCUGAACAACGCGAAGAACGACAACCCAGAUGCGCUGCUCCUGCGUUUUCUCCGUGCCCGCAAGUUCGAUCUUGUCAAGUCGUUCAACAUGAUAUUGCGCUCGAUGCUGUGGCGACUAAAGACCGUCAAGGUGGAGGAGAAGGUAUUGUUGAAUAGCGAGCUGAAGGCUCUCCAGGAGUCUCGCGAUAAGUCUAACCCCCACGAGGCCAAAGAAGCGGAGGCCUUCCUGGCCCAGCUGCGCAUGGGCAAGUGCUACCAACACGGCUGUGAUAAGCAAGGUCGACCGGUUGGUGUGGUGCGUGUGAAGCUGCACAAACCCUCAGCGCAGAGCUCGGAGGUGAUCAACCGAUUCAUCCUGCAUGUCAUCGAGUCUACUCGGCUUUUGCUUGUGCCUCCUGUGGACACAGUGACCAUUGUGUUUGAUAUGACUGGGUUCACCCUGUCCAACAUGGAAUACGCACCGGUUAAAUUCAUCAUCGAAUGCUUCCAGGACAAUUACCCCGAGUCUCUCGGCACUAUGCUCAUCCACAAUGCCCCUUGGGUGUUCUCGGGGAUUUGGAAAGUGAUCAAGGGGUGGAUGGACCCUGUGAUUGUGUCCAAGGUGCAUUUCACUUACAAGGCCAAAGACCUUUGCCAGUUCAUCGACCAUGACAAGCUGCCCAAGGAGCUAGGGGGCGGCGAGGACUGGACCUACCAGUAUACAGAGCCUGUUGACGGCGAGAACGCCCUGAUGGACGACACGGUUACAAGGGAUGCUCUGCAGGCGGAGCGCCUCAAGAUCGGCGAAGAGUUACUGCGAAGCACCUCGCAAUGGAUCAAGGCGGCGAACGAGAGGAACGACGCCGAAGUCAAGGCUGUCAAGGCCAAGCGGGACGAGAUCAUCGAGCAGCUGCGUCUGAACUACUGGAAGGUGGACCCGUAUACGCGCGGACGACAUGAUCUCGACCGCAAGAAUAUCGUCCAAGACGGCGGCAAGGUGGAAUUCUACCCUGGUACAACAUCGCCAGACGUAUCUUCGGGGUCGGAGGUCAAGGUGCCUGGGAUUGCACAUGUCGAGCAGACCAAGAGGAAUGCCAUUCCCAUUUAAGCGAG